Molecule: messenger RNA, 3364 nt
Organism: Papaver somniferum (opium poppy)
Lineage: Eukaryota; Viridiplantae; Streptophyta; Magnoliopsida; Ranunculales; Papaveraceae
Exons: 11
Coding region: 317-2281 (654 amino acids)
Cellular component (GO): cytoplasm
Molecular function (GO): protein binding
Source: RefSeq, a predicted model, not a curated record
UGAAAUAAUUCAAUAACAGAAAAAAGAGGAAAAACAAAAGCAAUCUUUGAGUUUCUUCAUUUUCCAUUUCUCUCUCUCUUUCUCUGGUCAAAUAAAAUCAUCAUUUCUCUCGUUUUCCCCUCAUCUCUCUGUUCCAUUUUUGACCUGAUUUAUUCACCAACUCAAACAAAUCGAUUUGAAUUUUAUCUUUUUUUUUUUUUUUUUUUUUUUUUUUUUUUCUUUAUAGGGUUUUUCAUUUUGUAAAAUUUGAUUUAGAUUUUGGGGGAAAGAAAAUCUCUGAAGAGAUUAUUAGGGUUUGUUGAGUCAUUUUGGGAGGAUGAAGUCUUCAUUGAAGAAGCUGAAAGGAUUUGCACUGCAUCAUCAUCAUAGACAUGAUGGCAAAGAUAAGAGAGAUCUUCUUAAUCCUUCUGCUCAGUUAGAUGAACUUGCUCAAGCUUCUCAGGACAUGCUUGACAUGAGAAAUUGCUAUGAUACCUUACUUUCUGCAGCUGCUGCCACAGCAAAUAGCGCAUAUGAGUUCUCCGAGUCUUUACGGGAAAUGGGUACUUGUCUACUUGAGAAGACUGCAUUAAAUGAUGAUGAAGAAAGUGGUAGAGCUCUCCUAAUGCUGGGAAAAGUGCAGUUUGAACUUCAGAAACUCGUUGAUAGCUAUCGGUCUCAUAUUUUCCAGACAAUUACAACACCGUCAGAGUCGCUUCUCAACGAGCUAAGAACAGUGGAGGAAAUGAAACGGCAGUGUGAUGAAAAAAGAAAUGUGUAUGAAUACAUGUUGGCUGCACAUAGGGAAAAGGGGAAGUCAAAAACUUCUAAGGGUGAAACCUUUUCAUCGCAGCAGCUGCAAAUGGCUCAUGAAGAAUAUGAUGAGGAGGCAACUUUAUUCGUCUUCCGGUUGAAAUCAUUGAAGCAAGGGCAGACCCGGAGUCUCCUUACACAGGCGGCUCGGCAUCAUGCUGCACAGGUGAAUUUCUUUAGCAAGGGACUAAAAUCUCUUGAGGCAGUAGACCCACAAGUAAGAUCGGUGACUGAACGCCAACAUAUUGAUUACCAAUUCAGUGGCCUAGAGGAUGAUGAUGGAGAGGAUGGCUACGACGAUGAUGGCCAAGGCUAUGAUGGUAAUGAUGACGGCGAGCUGAGUUUUGACUAUGGGCAAAAUGAUCAUAGGCUGGAUGUUUCCGCAUCAAGGAACUCAAUGGAGCUGGACCAAGUGGACCUGUCUCUUCUUCCUCAAGUGUCGAUAGCUGAUACUGCACAGGAGAAUAUCGACAGAAGCUAUCCUGAUCUUCAAACAUUCCAUAGGGAACCCAAAACAGGCAGUCAUUCUGCUCCAAUUUUCCCAGAGAAAAAGUAUGACACAGCUGAAAGGAUAAGGCAACUGCGACCAUCAGCAUCACGAAAAUUUCACACGUAUGUUCUUCCCACACCUCUUGAUGCUAAGAGUACAAUACCUGCGAGAUUAAGUAAUCCAGCUCCCAGCGAAAGGCGUGCAAGCAUGAGUAGUGCUCAUAAUUUAUGGUAUUCAUCACCCUUGGAACCGAGAAAGUACGAAAAAGAUUCAAGAGAUGAUAAGCUGUUGGGGUUGAGCAGCAUAAAAGCACAAUCAGUUCUCAAAGAGAGCAACAUUAACAGUGUGUCCAACAAGUUACCCCCUCCUUUGGCCGAGGGGUUUUCGCUGCCACAAUAUGAUCCACGUACCGCAGAUACUAAGAAACCAAGACGGAAUGCUUACUCUGGUCCAAUAUCUAGUAAAUCAUGGUCAACGAAACCAUCAUUAUCUUCCAGCGGCCCCAUAACAUCAAUGGAACACCCAGGGCUCGUGCCUGGGAUGCUUUCACGUGUCCCGCUACCCACAUCUUCACCACCUAAAGUAUCUCCAAGUGCUUCACCUCCACUUUUGUCAUCCCCGAAAAUAAGUGAGCUGCAUGAACUUCCUAGACCCCCAACAUUCGGCACAUCCACUAACAAAAUGCUUCCUUUAGUUGGCCAUUCAGCUCCCUUGGGCAGAAGUCAAGACAUAUCUAUGACGAACAAAACACCCUUGACACCAUCAAAUGCAGCAUCUCCAUUACCCAUGCCUCCUCAGACUGUCCCCCGCAGCUUCUCUAUACCUUCAAGUGGUCAAAGGGCAAUGGCUUUACACGUGGCCAAGCUCUUGGAGACUAAUAAAGAGAAGGCUGAAGAAGCUGCUUCGCCUCCAUUGACACCUAUUUCACUCGCAAACACAAAGCCCGUAUUGACCAAUUCUGAAGUUGUUCGGACUGCUCCCAGAGGUGGUGGAGAUUGAAUUAAUGCCUUCUACUACGGUCCAGUGAGGAGGAUAUAAAUGGUGUUGGUUCUGCAAGGGAUUCAGCAAUCUCACAAGUACGCUAGGAGGAAAAUGUGUUUCUGCUCUGCUUGUGUGGUUGUGGGCUGGUCCCUGUGUAAAUAUGAUUCUUGUGUAUUAAUUAGUUUAUUCUCAUCGUAAUCCUUUUUUCUUUUUUCGGCCGUCUAUUGGUUAAUGAUGAGAACUGAGCACCAGCAGCACCAAGCAUGAAUGGAAGGUUCAGCAUGUUUUUGUUCCAAUAGAAAAUGCAGGAAAUUUUGUAUUUGGUUGCUGAGAUAUUUCUCGUCAAUCCUCUCCGACCCUCUUGUAUUUGAUCCUAAAGUAUUCCGGUUAGUACUCGAGUUGUCGGGCCAGGUUUUUAUGAAUGUAAAACAACAGUAGCUGAAGAGACUUUAUGUUUGUGGCGUUGGAAAGCUAGAGAUUGAUGAGAUUUAGAAAAUGCCAAUAUGUGACAGCAACCUCUUGCCGACAAUCACAUAUGCAUCUCAGUAGAAAAGCUAGUGGGCGUGGACGUGUCGAUCUCUUGUUAGUUUGAGCUAAAUAUACAUCAUUUGUGGAUAGAAAUUCGAAGAGCUUUGCUUGAUUUAAACUUUCCAACCUUUCAUUCCAUUCUUCACCACCAAACGAUUUAAAGAGUUGGGUUUUUGAUGAAGUAGUUACUAUAGAGUAGCUAUAGUUUGAUAAGAUCACUAGCAGGGAUAUGGGAAAGAUUUGUUGCUCGAACUCAGAUGAUUCAGGAGACUCUAUGAUCGGUCUGAUAGUUGCUUUGGUUGUGGCGUUGCUCAUCUUCAUGGUCUGUCAACCCCAACCUAGAAGAGUAGCAGUGUACCGUUGUUAUUAUUAGUUCUCUCAUAUGUUCAGCUUCAGUUAGCUCCGAAAGAAUACACUGCCGCAAAUCAAAUGCUUUCUAGCUAUGUAUUUCCUUUACAUUCAGUUAGUAAUGAGGUGAGACUUGAAAUGCUGCUAAUCUGUAGAUUCUGUAAUGCAAUGUGCAUAUUUAUGAACUGUAAUGUUUGAUUUGAAUGUACUCCUUAUCAUCUCUCA